Messenger RNA from Sphaeramia orbicularis (orbiculate cardinalfish), 3621 nucleotides. RefSeq names its product potassium inwardly rectifying channel subfamily J member 11 (gene kcnj11). The record is from RefSeq and is a predicted model, not a curated record. Gene Ontology annotation, cellular component: plasma membrane. The transcript has a single exon. Gene Ontology annotation, biological process: regulation of monoatomic ion transmembrane transport; potassium ion import across plasma membrane. Lineage: Eukaryota; Metazoa; Chordata; Actinopteri; Kurtiformes; Apogonidae. Gene Ontology annotation, molecular function: ATP-activated inward rectifier potassium channel activity. Bases 751 to 1908 code for a protein of 385 amino acids.
GUCUCAUUAAAAGGGUGAGGAAUACAAAGGUUAAGGGAUGUAAAUGAAUACAGAAUGUGGCUCAGAUCUCUUUUUUCUCUCACAGCUUGGUUUCCAUUCAUGCGUAAAGCUGUUAGUUUUACGUCAAACCGCCUCAGGACGGUUCAGUGUGUAUUGGCCCACAUUUAACCCCUUAUGUAUUCACAAUAUGCACAGCCAUGGGCCUCCACCGCUGCACAUCUGAUCUAUUUAUUGUGUCAUGUGUUCGCUGCUGCAUUCUCAUUGAAAAUCCGUGGAAGGGCAGCACAGAUAGAAGGUGGAGGGAGGGAGGGACUGCCUGCGCCUCACAACGUCUCCGUCUCACGUUUCCCAGCUGUAGUAAAGUGGUGGAGUCAGCAGCCUGCGCCAUUAAAGCCGGCCAUUUCAUCCAAAGGUGAUAAAACGGCUCAAAGGCACAUCAGCCUCUACAGUGGAUUUUCACUCCGUGCGCACCACGGGUGGGCCGAUCCACAGUGGGACAGGGGUGCGAGGCGCGGCUAUGGCCCUGCAACCGCUGCGAUGAGUGACGGCGGCAGCUGCGGCGCUGGAAGAAGAGUCUUCUCAUGGGAUUUAGCGGUUGUGAAGCGCCUGAUCUGGAGGGAAGGUGAGGAGCGCACAUGCCUCCAGAAAAACGGGCGACAACAAGACUCUGACCGAUGAGCGCCGACCGGUGAGGAGACGCACCGGUACCUCCAAAGCCAAAGGGUUCGGACUACAUAGUAUGGGAGCGCUAUGUUGUCCAGGAAGGGAAUUAUUCCUGAAGACUUCUUGCUGACACGUUUGGCAGAGGAUGUCCAGCAGCCCAAGUUUAAGGCGAAGGCGAGGAAAGCUCGGUUCGUCGCCAAAAACGGCACCUGCAAUGUAGCGCACACCAACAUCCGAGAGCAGGGCCGGUUUCUGCAGGACGUCUUCACCACUCUGGUGGAUUUAAAAUGGCUCCACACGCUCAUCAUCUUCACCAUGUCCUUUCUGUGCAGCUGGCUCCUUUUUGGGAUGAUCUGGUGGCUCAUCGCCUUUGCGCACGGGGACUUGGUCCAGAGCGGAGAGGACUUUGUUCCGUGCGUAACGGACAUUCACUCCUUCUCCUCAGCCUUUCUCUUCUCCAUAGAAGUUCAGGUAACCAUCGGCUUCGGGGGUCGGAUGAUCACAGAGGAGUGCGUCUCCGCCAUCAUCAUCCUCAUCGUGCAAAACAUAGUCGGAUUGGUCAUCAAUGCCAUCAUGCUCGGCUGCAUCUUCAUGAAAACUGCGCAGGCCAACCGGCGCGCAGAAACUCUCAUUUUCAGUAAACACGCCGUCAUCUCCGUCCGAAACAACAAACUGUGUUUCAUGGUGCGCAUAGGGGACCUGAGGAAAAGCAUGAUCAUCAGCGCCACCGUGCGGAUGCAGGUGGUCAGGAGAUCCACAACGCAGGAGGGUGAAGUGGUUCCUCUGGACCAGAUCGACAUCCACAUGGAUAACCCGGUGGGAACCAACGGGGUCUUCCUGGUGUCGCCCCUCAUCAUCUGUCACGUGAUCGACAAGGACAGCCCUCUGUAUGACCUGUCCGCCGCUGACCUUCUCAACGAGGACAUCGAGGUGAUCGUGGUGCUGGAGGGGGUGGUGGAGACCACGGGCAUCACCACGCAGGCUCGGACCUCCUACGUGUCGGAGGAGAUCCUGUGGGGGCAGCGCUUCGUGCCCACCGUGUCCGAGGAGGAUGGCAUGUACGCCGUGGACUACUCCAAGUUCGGAAACACUUCCAGAGUCCCGACCCCCUGCUGUAGCGCAAGGAGACUGGAUGAGGUGGGAGGCAUCGCUCAGUUUAAGCUGAACGAGGGCGUCACCUUGCGGGCGUCGGUGAGAAGGCGGAGGGGGGCUGCGGCGGUCCGAAGAUCCAAGAUGGACACUUAGAUCUGCGUAACCGUGUCUGCCUGCUUUUUGUAUAAGAAUGAUUUUGAGAUUAAUUUUUAUUAGGUUGAGGAUUGAUAAGUGACAGGUCGUAUUUAUUUUAUACUGUUAUGAAAUGGUUGAAUAUUCAAAUGGAAGCCUUUGCUUUUUUCUCAGGGUCCGAGUAAAAACGCACAGAAACUGAAUGCACUGAAGUCAGACAGAUGGUGACACUUCAGAUCCACAAUGAGCAGAAGGUCCAGUUGAAUCUUUCCACAAGACUUGAGGGCUCUAAAGCUGUACUGUAAACUGUUAAACACUGACUGCACUGCAUGUACCAGAAUAAAUGUAAGACAAUGCUUCCUUUUAGAUGUGUUGUGGAUGGAAAUGGAAAAUUAACUUUGAUGUCAGGUUUGUGUUGCUCUUCUAUACUUAUACAUGGCCUUAAUGACAAACUGUUGAUGUCAUUUAAUGUAACCCUUUUCUUAGUUUUAAAGACAAAUCCAACUUUUAAUAACCAUACCAGGCUGAAUUGUGCCCCAAGUGUCAAAACUCUUCCAGUAUGUGACUGAUAUUCUUAUAAAAUUACAAAACACACAAGACAAACAGUGGCAUUUCUCUCUUUUAUUAGAUUAUAAUCCGCAGAGCUUAAAAUAUUAAAUUGCUUUUAACUUAGUUAAUAAUUAAAAUACUUAAAAACGAGAGCCAGAACUGAAGAACCCUGCAAAAAAAAGGAAAUUAAAAUAAAUAAAAAAGGAGAAUUAUAUAAACCCAAUCCUCCUCUCAUACAGAGGCUAUAUCUGACAGAACCCGCUUGCGAUUCUUUGUACAGUAAAGUCCAAGCAGACUGUGCAUUUUCUAUACAUGUGUGAUGAUACCAUUGUUGUUAUUUCUCAACUAAUUCUUCUCUGAUAAUCUUUUUUAAAAACAAAUUUUACAUGGACAUGUAAGAACAAAAAGAAAGGAGUUUAGUUUCGCACUGGGAGUACUGGUGACUGAACAGCUCCACACCAUCCCUUUCACCCCCGUCUCUCUGUCUCUGUCUUUGAGUUUCCCUCUCGGCCUGCAGACAUUACCUCAUGUCUUUGUCCUUCUCUUGUGCUGUGGAUGGGUGGGUAGGUGGGUGUUGGUGGUUUAAGGGGCUGCAGCAGAGUUCGAACAUCAAACUGCUUUAAUUUAGCCACAAACGGACACCAGUCGGCAUCAUAGCAUCGAUUCUCUGAUCAGAUUAAAUAUCUAAUAUACAAUCUUUCUAUUUUCUUCUCUGUCUCCCUGUAUUUGUGGCUCUCUGUCGCCCACUACAGGUUGGUUCUGGGUGGUUAUUAUGACUGUGUGACUAUACACAAACAACAUCUGUAAUACAGAGGAUUGAACAGUCUGGUGAACAAGGGAUAGAGACAGAGAAUGAAAAAAAGAGAGUAGACUCUCUGGCAGCAGUGACAUUUUCUCUCAGUUCCUGAGUAGGAAACGCUUUAAUCAUCCCCCAGAUAAGCAACCCAAACAGUGAUUGGCUAGUAUCUCCCCCCUCCCCGUCAGGCAGUAACUUGGCUCCCCACUGGCCGGCGCUGUGGCCGGUGGUCAGCGGGGACGCCUCUUCUCCACACGUGAACAACACUGUACAAUAGUAGGUUGAAGCAAAGCAGAGCCCCCUUCCUGUACUGUAUGUUAGGUAGAGGAUAAAGGGAGGUGAAAGGGCCGACUAAAACACCGCCCACCCCCUCCCCGACUGAGAAACAA